Molecule: messenger RNA, 2158 nt
Organism: Cajanus cajan (pigeon pea)
Lineage: Eukaryota; Viridiplantae; Streptophyta; Magnoliopsida; Fabales; Fabaceae
Product: protein NUCLEAR FUSION DEFECTIVE 4
Cellular component (GO): membrane
Source: RefSeq, a predicted model, not a curated record
GGGCGUGACGAAGAAAACACGGAGAUUGCUAUAAAUAGAAGGCAAGUGUGGUGGAGUUGAGCAACAGAAAUAGAUUUUGAUUGAUGGGUUUGAGCAAAAGGUUUACGUCUGGAAGCAGGAGCAAAUGGGUGGGUUUCGUGGCGGCGGGGUGGGUCCAAUGCAUCUCCGGCAACAACUACACUUUCUCCAACUACUCCGACGCUCUUAAAUCCCUCAUGCACCUCACCCAGCUCCAGCUCAACAACCUCUCCGUUGCCAAGGACGUUGGCAAAGCCUUUGGGCUUCUCGCGGGCCUCGCCUCCGACCGCCUCCCCACUUGGGUUAUUCUCCUCAUAGGCUCCGUGGAAGGCCUAGUGGGCUACGGGGGCCAAUGGCUCGUCGUUAGCCAGAGAAUUCAGCCCCUCCCCUACUGGCAGAUGUGCGUGUUUCUGUGCUUGGGAGGCAACAGCACGACGUGGAUGAACACUGCCGUUUUGGUAACUUGCAUAAGAAACUUCCGCAGCAACAGAGGACCCGUUUCGGGCAUUCUCAAAGGCUUCGUAGGGUUGAGCACUGCUAUAUUCACCAAUCUCUGUUCCGCUCUCUUCGCCGAUGACCCUGCCUCCUUUCUAAUCAUGCUCUCCGUGCUUCCCUUCGCGAUUUGCCUCACCGGAAUCUUUUUCCUCCGGGAGGUUCCUCCCGCUGACGACGACGACGCCGAAGAAGAGCUCAAGUACUUCGGCGUCUUCAACGCCGUCGCCGUUGUGAUGGCGCUUUAUCUGCUGGCGUAUGGAUUCAUCCCCAGCCCCAGCGCGUUGCUGUCUCGAGUGUUCGUGGCGAUUUUGGUGGUUAUGCUUGCUUCGCCGUUGGGGAUUCCAGUGUACUCGUUUUUGAAGGGACGGCACGGAGCGGCGGGGAAUGACGUGGAGGUGCAGCGAGUGAAGGAGCCGUUGCUUGAGGGGCGGGAGGUGGAGGCGGUGAUAGAGAAGAGGGCGCCGGUGGUGGGAGAGGAGCACACGAUCAUGGAGGCGGUUUCGAGCGUGGAUUUUUGGAUCUUGUUCGUGUCGUUUCUGUGUGGAGUGGGAACAGGUUUGGCGGUGAUGAACAAUAUGGGUCAAAUCGGGUUGGCGCUGGGAUACCCAGAUGUGUCGCUUUUCGUGUCGUUGACUAGCAUAUUUGGCUUUUUCGGACGCAUCAUCUCCGGUACCGUUUCCGAGUUCACCAUCAAGAAUGCUGCAACACCUAGACCUCUUUGGAAUGCAGCAUCUCAACUUCUAAUGGCUGUAGGAUACAUACUCCUGGCCAUGGCUAUGCCAGGUUCCCUAUACAUUGGGUCUAUUUUAGUUGGCAUAUGUUAUGGAGUUAGGCUUGCCAUUACAGUGCCAACAGCCUCAGAGUUAUUUGGACUUAAAUAUUAUGGUCUCAUCUACAAUAUUCUCAUCCUUAACCUUCCCCUGGGCUCUUUCCUUUUCUCUGGGCUGCUUGCUGGCAUACUGUAUGAUAUGGAAGCAACUACAAAUGAGGCAGGAGGCAACACCUGUGUUGGAGGACAUUGUUAUAGGCUAGUCUUCAUAGUCAUGACUGGAGCAUGUAUUGUUGGGUUCUUCUUAGACAUUCUAUUGGCAUUCAGAACCAAGAAUAUUUACAAGAAGAUUUCCAUGAGCAAGAAACCCAAGAAAUCCUUGGCAUCAUCAAAUAGCCAGUGAUUCUGAAUGGUAUAGCAUUCCUGGGAUUGAUGAAAUUUAUGCUCAAAUGAUAUCCCAAUAUCUGUCAGCAAGGAAAUCAUCCUAUCAGAUAGUUAACUCAUUUUUUCAAUAAAGACAGGCCAUUUAUUUUAAUUCCCUUUUGGCCUGUGUGUACUAUUAUUUUACUAUGAUGUGUUUGGAAUUAUUAGUGAGAAUUCUUUUUGUUUCAUAUGGAGAGACGUAUGUUUAGUUUCGUGAGGGUUUUUUGGUAGAUCAAAAAUAUUAUGCUCUUUGUAAGUUUGUUAUCCGGUGUUUUCUCGUAUUCUUCAAGUCAGUGUUAAUUGGUUAUUAGCGAUAGUCAUUGGUGUCUAAAGACCAAACUGCGAAAGUGGCCAUGUUAAGGUUGCAAUCUUUGGCAUUGUACCAUGUGUUAUAAGUUGUAUUGUAUUAGCAAUAUGUUGAAUGAAGGAGACAGCAGGUGCAAUAUUUGAUGC